UUUAGUUUUCUGUGAACUAUAAUAUUAUUUGUUGUUUCAUUGUUUGCAUUUUACAAUCUGYUAUUGACAAAUAAUAUGUUUCUCGACUACAAAAUUUAGACAACGUGUACCAAUCAUAAAUUAUUUUAAUUGCCACGAACUUACAUUAAAUUAACCCAUUGCAGGAUGUUUAUAAAUUAACUGUAGUUGAAAGCUUCUAUCCAUUUUAAAUUAUCACGGUAAUGGGUAUUCUGACAAAUUAAAACGUUCAGUAAUACACAAUAAUUUUGGAAAAAAAGUUACUUUCCUCUUUUCAAGUAGCUUAAAGAAAUUAGUGUAUUUAGUAUAAUUUAAGCUUGACAGUAUUUAAUUGACAUGGAAAAUAGUAAUAAUGGUUUAAAUAAUUGUAGAAAAGUAGCCCUAAUCACAGGAAUUACUGGUCAGGAUGGAUCAUACCUAGCUGAGUUGUUGYUAGAUAAAGGAUAUGAAGUUCACGGUAUUAUUCGGCGUUCGAGCACAUUCAACACUGGUCGAAUUGAACAUCUCUACUUAGAUCCUAAAUCACAUUUGGAAGGUAAAAUGAAACUUCAUUAUGGUGACAUGACCGACAGUAGUUGUCUAGUGAGAAUUAUAGGAAUGGUGAAACCAACUGAAGUAUAUAAUUUAGCUGCUCAAAGUCAUGUUAAGGUUUCAUUUGAACUAAGUGAAUAUACAGCUGAAGUAGAUGGAGUUGGAACUCUCAGGUUACUAGAUGCCAUUAGAGCAUGUCACCUAGAAAACAAUGUACGUUUUUAUCAAGCUUCUACAUCAGAAUUAUAUGGAAAAGUUUUUGAAAUACCUCAAAAAGAAACUACUCCGUUUUAUCCUAGAUCUCCAUAUGCGUGUGCCAAAUUAUAUGCUUAUUGGAUUGUGACAAACUAUCGAGAAGCAUACAAUAUGUAUGCUUGCAAUGGAAUUCUGUUCAAUCAUGAAAGUCCAAGGAGAGGAGAAAACUUUGUAACUAGAAAAAUUACUAGAUCGGUAGCAAAAAUAGCAAUCGGUUCAUUGGAUUGUAUACAAUUAGGAAACUUAGACUCCAAACGAGACUGGGGUCAUGCCAAAGAUUAUGUUGAAGCAAUGUGGUUAAUGUUACAACAGGAUGUACCUCAAGAUUUUGUAAUUGCUACUGGUGAAAUGCACAGUAUUAGAGAAUUCGUAGAAAAAUCAUUCAAGCACAUUGGAAAAACAAUUAUUUGGGAAGGAACUGGGUUGAAUGAAGUGGGAAAAGAAGAAUCUACCAAUGUCAUACGUGUAAGAGUGAAUGCUAAAUAUUUUCGUCCAACCGAAGUUGAACUUCUAUUGGGCGACGCCACCAAAGCCAAAACCGUACUCGGAUGGGUCCCCAAAGUGAAUUUCGAGCAACUCGUCUACGACAUGAUGGAAGCCGAUUUGGCGCUUAUGAAGAAUAACCCAUUGGCCUAAACUCUCUUGCUCGUGCAAUAACUAUUUUAUAUUAUAAAACCUAAUACUUAAUGUAUGUAUAUUUGGUUCAUUGGUGGUUUUUAUUAUUGGAUACACAUGUUUUUUUUUUUAGAAGCUCAACCGUCUAUUAUUUUUUACGUUUAAAUGCAAUGUAUAAAUGUAUAAUUCAUAUAAUUUUUAAAUUCUUGGAUAGAGUUUGUCUUUGAACAUUCCGGGGUAGGCGUUGGCAAUGUUCUAUUAUAAGCGGAGGUUUAGGAUACAUAAGUGGAUAUAAGUAGAUACCAAUUACGAUACAAUGAAUUAUAUGAAUAUUGUGAACGGAUUUUAUAUGUGUUAAAACUUAGUAUGGCGUUUGACACUUUGACUCUACGCCAUCUUUUGUUUAUUUUUGUUGUUUUUUGAAAUGAUUUUUUACACAUACGUACUAAAAAUGUGUUGAUGUAAAACUUAAAAACCAUGCCUAAUUUAUUGCAUUUCGUACGUUGGUGGUUGGUGUAUUUAUUUUGUAUUUAAUUGUAUGCCAACGGUUUGAUAAUUUUGUAUAUUAUAAUCAUUUUAAACUGUUUUUAAACAAUCCAAUAUUAAUUUAUGGAUAUACAAGACAGCUACUAGUGGUCUCCAAAAACUUUUUUUUAAAUUAAAAUAUUUUCAAGAGUAAAUAUUGAUUAUACUACGGUUAUGAUGUUAUGAAAGGAGGCAGUGGUUACCUGCUUAUUACGAUUUUUAGUUUAUAACACUUGAAAAUUAAUAACUAAUUACUGAAGUAAUUUUUAUCUUACAAUAAUAUUAUAAUWAUUAUUCUAUAAUAUUGUGUGUGGCACGCAACCAAAGAUAUACCUAUUAAAG
This is a messenger RNA of Diuraphis noxia (Russian wheat aphid), 2286 nucleotides long. It is a transcript of the gene Gmd, whose product is annotated as GDP-mannose 4,6 dehydratase. The record is from RefSeq and is a predicted model, not a curated record. Lineage: Eukaryota; Metazoa; Arthropoda; Insecta; Hemiptera; Aphididae. Gene Ontology annotation, biological process: 'de novo' GDP-L-fucose biosynthetic process. Gene Ontology annotation, molecular function: GDP-mannose 4,6-dehydratase activity.